CGCCAUACCAUUCUGAUAAAAUCCGCGAGAAGCAACCGUGAAAUCUCCAUUUCCAUUUCCCGAGAGCGAGGCAGGCCGACCAGAGACGACCAUUUUUUAAAUCUUAUCGACGAGGAGGACAAGAACAGGAACAAGAACAAGCUUAUCCAUUCUUCUUCCCCCUUUGUUUCAAGAUCUCUCUUCUGCCAGCCUUGCUCUCGAUUCAGGUAGCCUUCAUUUUGUUAUUGUCGUUUAUCUUCAUUUUCUGUAAAGAUCGGUGGUGGUGGUGGUGGUGGUGGUGGUUGAGUCAAUUUGGGAGUGUUUGAGUUCUAGCUAGCUAGGGAUUCAGAUCGCGUUCGAUUUUGGAAUCAAAUGGCCACCGCUGCGGCUUGUAAGCGCGUGACGCAAAUUGGAAUCAAUUCAGGUGUAAGCGUUGCCAGAUUUAGAGGAUUUGGUUCUCCAACCGCGGUGUCGCCUCCGGAUAAGCCAGCUUUUGAUCCUUCGUCCAUACCGUUUUCGGCACCAUACCGACAUUGUGAUUGCAGACAGAUUUCUCAGCUCGUCCAAUCUAAUGGAAAGCGUUUGUUUCUCGUCGACACAUUAGCUCUGGUUAGGAGGUUAGAGGCAGAAGGUGUGCCUUCGAAGCAAGCUGAAGCAAUAACAGCUUCCAUAACUGAAGUUUUAAAUGACAGCUUGGAAAAUGUGUCUCAGUCUGUUGUUUCAAAGGCAGAGAUGCAAAGAACCGAGAUGAUUCAAGAAUCCAAUUUGUCCAGAUUCAAAUCUGAAGUUCAAAGCUCCCAGGAUCAUCAUUUUUCUUUAUUGCAACAUGAGACAGAAAAACUUCGUGAUGAUAUUGAGAAGAUGCGGAGUGAGUUAAGGCAUGAAAUUGACAAAGUCACAGCUGGACAGCGUUUGGAUUUGAAUCUUGAAAAAGGGAGAAUACAGGAGGAGCUAGCAAACCAGAAUGCUGAAAAUUGUAACCUAACAAACAAACUUGAUCGGGAAAUUCAUGCAUUAAGGGCCCAACUGGAAGCAGCAAAAUAUGAUGUGAUAAAGUCCUGCAUAGGUACUCUCGUAUCCAUCUCUGCUGUUGGUCUUGCUACUCUGCGCAUCUUAAUAUGAACAUGUAACAUUGUAAUCCUAAAAGAAAAAGGAAACAGCUCAUUAUUUUUGCAAAAGCUGUUGUUUGUAACAUUUGAGAAAGAAAUAGAAGGAAAACUUGAAACACAAUGUCACUAACCAUUGUAAAGCCUCAUUAUUUUCCAACGGAAUGGAAUAUACAUUCAUAAAUAAG
Molecule: messenger RNA, 1273 nt
Organism: Rubroshorea leprosula
Lineage: Eukaryota; Viridiplantae; Streptophyta; Magnoliopsida; Malvales; Dipterocarpaceae
Source: the annotation of a GenBank genome assembly